AUGGUUUGGAGAAUCAAUAACUCAGUAGACGAAUUCAUCCUUCUGGGACUGACCAGUAAUCCACAGAUUCAACUUAUACUUUUUCCAAUCUUCUCAGUAAUCUACUUAAUUACAUUAAUGGGAAACUCUCUUAUAAUCCUGGUAACUAUUACAGAAAAUAGCCUGCAGACACCUAUGUAUUUUUUCCUUACCAAUCUGUCAUUUAUAGAUAUUUCCUAUUCAUCAGCAAUUGUCCCUCGGAUGCUGAAAGACCUUUUGUCUUUAAGAAAAACUAUUUCAUUUGGACAGUGUGCUGGACAAAUGUAUAUUGGUGCCUCAUUGGCAUAUACUGAAUUUAUUCUCCUACCUAUUAUGGCUUAUGACAGGUACAUUGCAAUAUGUUAUCCACUGUAUUACACUACAAUCAUGAACAGAAUUGUUUGUGUGAGGAUAGUGUUUAUCACUUGGGUAGGUGGAUUUGUUUUGCCUAUUUUCUUGAUAACUUUUGUUUUCAGGUUGCCCAUGUGUGAUCGGAAUGAAAUAAACCAUUUUGUAUGUGAACUUCCAGAAGUUAUCGUACUGGCAUGUACAGACUUAUUCACUAUUCAGUAUUCAAUAUUUGUACUUGGUACAAUGCUUGUAAUGAUACCAGUUACUUUUAUUCUUAUAUCUUAUAUGAAAAUUAUUGCAACCAUCCUAAAAAUGACUUCAGCUGCUGGACGACGUAAAACUUUCUCCACCUGUGCUUCUCAUAUCAUUGUUGUGACUUUAUUCUAUAGCACAAUUGCGGCCACAUAUAUAAAACCAACAUCAAUAUAUUCACAGGAAGAGGAUAAAAUGAUUGCAGUUGUCUACACAGUUUUAACACCAAUGUUAAAUCCAUUAAUAUAUACUCUCAGAAAUAAGGAAGUUAAAGCUGCCUUUACCAAUAUCAGAAAAAAAUUAUAUAUUUUUUCAAAUGUGCUUCCUUAG
Molecule: messenger RNA, 951 nt
Organism: Bombina bombina (fire-bellied toad)
Lineage: Eukaryota; Metazoa; Chordata; Amphibia; Anura; Bombinatoridae
Product: olfactory receptor 1013-like
Exons: 1
Coding region: 1-951 (316 amino acids)
Biological process (GO): G protein-coupled receptor signaling pathway
Cellular component (GO): membrane
Molecular function (GO): olfactory receptor activity; G protein-coupled receptor activity
Source: RefSeq, a predicted model, not a curated record